Messenger RNA from Gambusia affinis (western mosquitofish), 7355 nucleotides. Its product is annotated as guanine nucleotide-binding protein subunit alpha-11-like. The transcript is spliced from 7 exons. Gene Ontology annotation, cellular component: heterotrimeric G-protein complex. The coding region runs from base 5057 to 6106 and encodes 349 amino acids. Gene Ontology annotation, molecular function: G-protein beta/gamma-subunit complex binding; GTPase activator activity; guanyl nucleotide binding. Gene Ontology annotation, biological process: action potential; phospholipase C-activating dopamine receptor signaling pathway; adenylate cyclase-modulating G protein-coupled receptor signaling pathway. The record is from RefSeq and is a predicted model, not a curated record. NCBI's taxonomy places the organism in Eukaryota, Metazoa, Chordata, Actinopteri, Cyprinodontiformes, Poeciliidae.
UAUAGAAGGUGGUAAAGUAGUUUUAAAAAGUGUGACUACUGUUAUAAAAUGGAAUCCUUUUGACAAAAUCAUGCAUAAAAAGAAAACUCCAAUCCAUUUGAAAAAUACAGUUCAAUUACUUUUCUUUUUUUCUAUAGAAGCUCAGAAGAGUUUGAAACAUUAGCCAUUUUAUUGACUGUACAGACAUUGAGUUUUAGAGCACCAGAUGUGGCAGGUGUUUCCUCAGUGUGUCUGUCCAAGACAGAUGUCAAUUAGGUUUACCUGCUAAACAGAACAUGCAUUGGAGAGACAACUCGAUGAGUUCAACACAACAAAUAAUUUGCGUGAGACUAUGGAUCUAAAAGAGGUUGCAAUACACUGCACGACAGCUGCAGUAGAAUUUAUUUAUAUUGAUUAAGCUAGCCGAACAACAUCAGACACUCAGCAUAAAGCAUAAACAAGACGGCAUCAUGUACUUCAUUCAGCAGACCUUCCUAACAAACCACAAUACUGCUAUAAAAACAUCCUCCAGUACUUUAAUCUGCAACUAUUUUCUGAAUUAUAUUUAAAUGUGGGCCCAAAUGAAGAAAAUAACUGACAGAAACACAGAUGUUCAUACCUAAGAGAGAUCCCUCUCCUGUUGAGGGCUGUAAUUGCAGUUGGAAUGAAUGAUUUUUUUUUUUUGUAUACUUCUUUCCUGAUUCCCUGACACACAAACCUCUCUAUCUGAUCAACCUGAUUUCCCUUUAAAAGCUGAGAUGUGGCUGCUGCUCUGUCUCUGCCCACAUGACACAACUCCUCUGAUUUCUCACCAAUAGUUGUGAUCGACAGCCAAUUGAUAAGUGUGAGAGACUCUGUACAGCUUGAAUAUAACUCAAAGAACAGUUUCAGCAAUUAUGAUCAGGUUCUGCAAAUUAAUUUACAAAAAUGUUUGUACAAAUUGCCAGAACAGCUGGUUGUGGAGCAUCAGUAGAUAGAUUCAGUUUUCCUUCUCAGCGGAUUUGACUGACAGAGGAUCUAUCAAGUUGAGGAACGACCGAUUGCUGUUUAUAUUUUCUGAAUUUUUAAUUUGAACAGCAAGAGAAAAAGGCACCUGACAGGCCUGCGCGUUGUUGUCGUUGUUGUUUAUUUUAUUCUAGGGCUUCCUUUGAGUUGUUGCAGCAACGGGAUGCUCACUAGGCAACGGCACACGCUGCUAAUGCCAAGAGUUGGUCCUGAUUGGGGUUAUUAACCAUUUGAAAAUAUCUUCUGGGCUCAAGCUUUGACUUCCUGGCUGAUGCCUGGAAAUGUUGCUUCAGGAUUUGCACAUAAUGUUCUUUCGUCCUGAUGUCUUCUAUUUUGUGCAGUGCAAAAUGGCAGCCUGUGGCGAAACCCCUAAAACAUGACGCUGCCACCCAUGUCCUUAAAAGUUAAAAUUGUGUUCUCAGGCAUUUUUCAAUUACUGUAUGCUCUAAUACAGGGGUGGGCACUCCUGGUCAUCGAGGGCCAGUGUCAUGCGACUCUUAGAUGUCUCCCUGAUCAAACACACUUAAAUCCAACAGCUGAAUCACCUCCUAACUGCAGUCAAGUUCACCAGGGUCCUGCUAAUGGCCUCAUUAUUUGAUUCAGGUGUGUUGAAGUAGAUACACAUCUAAAUGUUGCAGGAGACUGGCCCUCGAGGCCUGGAGUUGCUCACUCCUGCUCUAAUACUUCAAUAUUAAUUUAAUAAGGAGACAGAACACGUCUUCAAAAACAUUGGUAACUUUUAUUCAGGGCAUUUACAAACUGAUCUGGCUUUCCACGUGGCUAACUUCUUCCUGUCUAAGUGGCCUUUCAACCAUGACUUGUUCUGUCAGGAUUUUCACAAAGACUUUUGCUUUUGUUCUGUGGUUGAUUUGCACGUUUUGGCCUAGACACAUUUUUCUUACAAAACAAGUUCCUUCACCUCUUCAAACAUUUUAUUCACAAGUACAAUUUUUUGAACAUGUCUGGAAAUUGUACCCGUGAAUGCACCAAUUCUUUUCCUUAUAUUUCGAAAUAUGUCCACAGAUUUGGCUCUUGUUAACUCGGGGGUCGUGAAUUUUUUUUAAAGUACAGCCUCUAACCACGGGGCUUUCCCGAGUUGCUUAAAAGGAUAGCAAAUAAUUUCAGUAAUUGUAACUGACCUAAAACAGAAAAAGUUACGUCGUCUUAAUCUAAAAGAAGAAAUUGUCUUUUGUCUUUAUGCAGAAUAUACGUAAAUGUCUGAUUUCAAAUGUAUUUCUUUUUUCUUCAUAUUUUUAUUUAAGUUUUUUUUAAAUGUGACAAAAAAAUUUAAUAAAAGGUUUUGGGUCAUUUUGUCAAGUACAAAAUCUUUCUGUACUUAGCAGAUAAAGAUUAUUUACUCGUGUACAUUGCUGGUUUGUCUUCCUGGCUGCGUCCUCUGCUCAUCUGGAGUCGUGCUCUUCCUGAAAUCCUCCGCUGUGAUGCAUCCAUCUGGCUGGAGCUCUCAGGAGGACGACUGUAUUUUUAGGCCUGUAAACAGAGACCUAUCCUGUGCCAAAGAACCAUUAUUUUCAGGGGACAAACACUUAAAGUUCUGUAGUAGUUAUGCUCCUCUUGUGAGGACAUUUGAAAGACUCCCCAAAGUGGGAGUCGUAAACCAUGUAGAGAAUUAGAGGAUUUUUAAAUAAUAGAAAUCAAAUAGCUAGAAAUAUUUACUGUGACUAUAAUGAUGAAGCUAUUGUAAACAUAUUGUGAAAGCAGCUUUUAUCUCCUUGGGUUUAAGCCAACAGCUUUCCUGUACUUGCUGAAGAAACGCAGCUUCACAGUAGGAUGCUGGCGCUAAACUAUCCCUGCAGGGAUGGUGAUUUCAGGGAGAUGUGCAAUGUUAGUUUUCCUCCACAUAAAACAUUUUCCAUGUAGAAUUUUUUUAUUUGUAUUUAUUUAGUCUAAUCAGAGCAUCCUUUUCCAAAUGUUUGUUGUGUUCAUUGUAAGGUUUUUGUCAAACUGAUAAGCUUGUCAAAAACCUUGACUGACAGCCACAGUACAUCAUUGUAUAUCUGUGUUGCCUUUCGUUUGCAUAUUAAAAUGCUGCUUUAAUUCAAUAAAGCUCCAGCAUAUGCAAGUGAAUCUGUAGCAUGUCUAAUUAUUCUUCAGGGACGCAGGUCGUAACUGAUGUUUAUUAUACAUCAACACGUAUUGUGGCAUCUCGCUAAAUAAUCCCAAUAAAUAAAAAUAAUCAUUUAAAAACUGUUACUAGUUUACUUACUAAUGUUAUUUUUGUCCAAACAAAAUUAGUUUGAUGCAAGUGUAGCCAAAACAAAGUACAAGUGUGAAAGCAAUUUAAUUCCUGUUAAAAAAGUAAAAGAAAAAAAAAAAAAAGUUUAAAAAGGCCUUCGGCUCAAAUCCCGAACCAAAAUUUAAUAGGCUAGCAAUUAAGUUUAUUUAUGUUUAUUUUUAUUUUUUUGCUGUUUCUACGACACUCUGUCAAAGUCAGCAGGGUUUGGAAAAUGUUUGUUUAUUAAAUAAGUACAACCACUAUCGUUGACAACCAAUGCUUGGUGAUAGAUAAACUUGGGUUGCUACGGGCAUCGUGUUCUUUGACUGACUAAAUGAAUCUUUUUGCAGACGGUAAGUCUGCUAAUAAUGCAUGUAAUGCAUGUUUGAAAUGUAAGAAAUAUUGCAACAACAUAAAGCAAUUAAAAUGAAUGUCAAAGACUCAUCCAUCCUUAAUAGUAAGCCAUUAUGAUGAAAUGUGGCUGUUUUAUUUGCUUAUACGUUCUACAGAAUGAAUUACAUCUGUUUUAAUCAAUAUUAUGUUGUACUAGAAAUACUUGUGUCUGUUUAAUGCUUAUCAGCUCUUGUCCUUGUUCUCUCAUUCUCAUCAGCGGCACUCUUUCCUUUCUAGUACUGCUGCAAAUUGUCAUCAACACUUAUUUAUCUUCACUAUGUUGAACUGUAAGUGUGAAUUCUACCAUUUUCCUUCAUAAUAAGUUAUAGGAUGAGGACGCAUUUAUUUAUUUUGUUCAUGAGGAAAAAAUGGAAUAAAUAAAAAUGACUAUGUUUGCUGUCAUAAUUCAUUAAAUUGUACCAAGAAAAGAAAAAGAUGAAUGUUAUACUUUUGAACAUUAUCCAUACCUAAACAAACUCUACUAACAUUUUAGUGACUCCAUGGUGAUAAUAUAAUAUCUGCUUUACAUUAUUUCAUUUAAACAAGUUUCUAUUAUUUAAUUUUGCAAAUAAAUAGUAUUAAACAAUCAAGAAUUUAAGAGUUCACGUCUAUUAGUGAAUAUCAGUGUAUAUUUUCUUGGGCCAGUGAGGUUUUCUGACUCUGAUGUAAAACAGCAAAAAACUGUUCACUCAAAAAAACUUUUUUUUUUUGGAAAGUAGGAAUUUGAAAUUAGCUUCCUUGAUGUCAUGCUACAAAUUAAAUCACUCAUCUUUCAGAAGAAUGACAUCUGGAGAAUUCUGAAAACUGUACCAACUAAAUUAGAGUUUAGUAUUUGGUUCAUUUUGACUAUUUUUAUUGGCAAAAUGUCAAUGUCAUUAUACUUCUUUGAACUCUGGACCAUUUUUUACUUUUUUAAAAGUUAUCAGGUUACAUUUAACUAGGCUGAAUAUCAGAAAUGACAAAGACCUACAUUUACAGCAAAUCUCAUGACAAUGGGUUGACAGCAUACACAGAACAAGUCAUUGUAGGUGUGCCUGUAAUCUGAUUGUCUUUCCUGUCAUACUCCCUUCUGAGAGCUAAUGAAAGUGAAUAAUUAUUCAUAAUUACUAUGCUUGGCUGUGUUUUCUCUAUCUUCUUCAAAACCUCAUAGUUGAAGAAGCAUUCUCCAUCCCAGUAAUUCCGCUUGCCUACAGAUUUUUCUAAACGCUGGUUGAAAAAAAAAAAAAAAAAAAAGACAGCCAGCAAUCACAGCCUUUCCUUUCAGUCACAGUCCGCUUCCUGCAUGGCAGGAAUGCUAAAUGUAGCAAAACUGGAAAGUGACUCGUGACAAUCAGCCUGUUCUGAGAUGUUCCUUGCUUGGAAAGUAUGAAAAACAUCAAUAUGCAUUCAGUUCACUGAUCACCUCCUUCACAGUUUUCAAACCGCAGUUGAUUAACUUGGUCAACAAUGUUGAAGUGCUGUAACUCUCCAGAGGAACGCAGGAGCAGAGAAAUAGAAAAAGAGCUUCGAAGGGACAAAAAAGAACUGAAAAAGGAGGUGAAGCUGCUGCUUUUAGGCACUGGUGAAAGCGGGAAGAGCACCUUUGUCAAACAGAUGAGGAUCAUCCAUGGCAGAGGAUACAGUGAAUCUGAAAGGAAAGGUUUUACCAAGCUGGUGUGUCAGAAUAUCAUCACAGCCAUCCAGGCUCUAAUUGAGGCCAUGAGGACUCUGAAGAUCGACUUUGUUGAUGACGAAAAUAUCAGCUAUGCAGACAAACUGAGACCAGUGGAUUCAACCGAGGUGUACAGGUUAGAUUUCUGGCAGGUGGAUGCAAUUAAGCGAGUAUGGAGUGACCUCGGGGUGCAAAAGUGUUAUGACCGGAGGAGGGAGUUCCAGCUGUCAGACUCUGCUAAAUAUUAUCUGAGUGAUAUGGACAGAAUCACGGCCCUAGAUUAUGUUCCCACUCUGCAGGACAUCUUGAGGGUCAAGGUUCACACCACGGGCAUCAUAGAAUACCUGUUUCCCAUGAAAACAGUAUUCAGGAUGGUGGAUGUGGGUGGCCAGCGUUCACAAAGGAAGAAAUGGAUCCACUGCUUUGAAAAUGUCACCUCCGUCAUAUUCCUGGCAGCCCUCAACGAAUACGAUCAAGUCCUGUACGAAAGUCAGACAGAAAACCGACUGAGAGAGAGCCUCGCCCUGUUCAAGACUCUCAUUUCAUCUGAUUGGUUUAAAAAGUCCUCCACUAUCCUCUUUUUGAACAAAACGGACCUGCUGCAGGAGAAAAUCAAAACAUCACAUUUGGCAACUUACUUCCCAAAGUACAAAGGGCCUCAAUAUGAUGCUGAAUCGGCAAAACACUUCAUCCUUCAGAUGUACACCAGGCUUCACAAAGGGCAGGAUAAACCCCUCUACACACACUUUACCUGUGCCACAGACACUGAGAACAUCCAGUUUGUCUUCGAAUCAGUGGAAGACGCAAUAUUAAAAGAACAUUAUAAACAGUGGGGAGUUUUAUAAACCAGAACCAAGUUAUAAUGCUUCACAAAGAACAUCCAUGCUGUCUUCAAACCAAUCAAAACCAAUUUUCCUCGAACUGCUGCCGUUUUUAAGCCCCAGAAUGAAUGAGGUUGUUGGUUAUUUGGAUCAUAACAUCCUGGGGAUGAUUACAUAUUCCAGAAAUUUCAAUGAAUAUUUUAUUGAGGAAGAAUGCCACAUGUCCUGCCUUACAGCUUUGAGAGGCGGAAAUUAAAAAUAGCUCUGCAAUCCUUAGAUUAUACUAAUGCUAAUGUUAAUGUGUUGAGUGAAAUAAAUAGUUUUGCUCCCAUUAUCUUUAUUACAUGUUUUAAAUUGUGUUAAAGUGUAUCUGUGUGUUGACACUUUAGAUUGUACAUUUCAAAAAAUACUCUUUUUUUUUGUUUUUACAUAAUUAUAGUAAAAGACUGUUUAGAAGCUGUUCUAGCUGCUACAUUUGGAAGAAAUAUAGAUUUUGUCUUUAUUUGCCUGUGUUAUUUUAUUUCUGUACAUUACAGUGUAAAUAUGAAAGCAGAUACUCACAAUGACAAGGCUGCAUGCAGUUUAUCAUAGCUUUGUUUUUGUUUUUCUUUAUAUCUUUGCCAGAUUUAGAUUUAAAUUAUAAGUUUGUGUCUGAUAUGAAAUGAGAUUGUUCAAUAAAACAUAUAAAAUGUUUUUAUGUACAAUCUAAUCAAAAAAGUUCAUGUCUAUUAGUACAUUAAAAAGUAUAUUCCCUUCUCAGCCAUCAACAGAAAAAUCUUUACUGGCAAUGCAGAAAUCUAAUUAUUUAAAUAAUUUCUGACCAGCUUUUGAACAUUCCCACUGGUGGCUAAUGUAUUUAUUUGUUAUGACAACCUCCAAGUCUUUGAAGAUGGAAGGCCUCGAUGCCAUCACACUUAUUAAUGUUAACUCCCUUUACUGAUUCAAAUCAGGGCUUUUUCUUUUAGUCUAAAAUGGAUUUGAUGUUGUUGUUUCAGAAGGAAGGAAUUAACUUUUUUGUGGUAAAGGUUUUCAUGAUACCUCUCUUCUUUAAUCUGGAUAACUUGUGACUUUGCAGCUUCCCAGGAAAGUACAACAAAGCCACUUUGACAAAAGAAAAGAACUUGAACAGCAUGUCUUCAUUGGCCUUAAGCACAGUCUGAAUCACUCCAGGGUGUGCCCAAAUCUUUAAAAAAAUAUCUUUUCAGCCGUGUUCACUUUUGGCCAAAGGCAAGUUAUAAAGCUGUCUCACGCAAAGAAGACCAUCUGAAAACUA